AUGAAUUAAUUAAAAAACUUAAACUAUGUCAAGCCAAAUUUAUCUUUUCUAGAUCAUCAGAAAAAAAUUGUUUAUGACUUUAAAAUUUUUUAGUUUUUCCCCAAAAAAACCUCAUUUCAUCAUUUCAUCAUGUAAGCAAAACGACUGGGGGAAGAUAUAAAAGAAAGUAAAACUGUUAUUUCAUGUAUCUAAUAAAAUCGCUUUGUGCCAUCUUAAGAAUUAUACCAACUAUGUGUGAAAAGUUUAAUAAUUAAUAUGAUUGACAAAAAUAUUUAAUAGCUUGUGUAAUUCGAAGAGAUGGAUUAUUUUAAAAUCCCUGAUCCUGGUGAAUAUAAUACCGUUAAAUACACAAAUAGCAUUCCUAGCUAUAAGUACUUAAAAUGAUUAUAAAAGAUUUGGAAAAGAAUAAAAAUUGAAAAUGGGAUCAAAAUCUACAACCCCUUCUCCUUCUGAUUAUUACACUCCAUAUACAUUUACAUAAAAAAAUAUAUUUCGGUAACCUCAAGUAGCUAAAAUUAGGUUUGGAAGAGAAAGAAGAUAAUAAUUUUAGAUUAAUAAUGUACCAGGAGUUGGAAAAUAUAAUUUAUAACUUGUUUAUGGAAAUAAUAAAGGUGUGACUUUUGGAAGGAAUUUAUAGGUGAUAGAUAAGGAAAUGUAAAUCAUAUGAUCGAUAUUUAGAAACUAAUUUAACGAAAAGAUGUAAAAAGUAGGAUAAUGGAAUGAAAAAAGAAGGUAAAGUAAUAAUUAUCUUGUUUUUAGCAACUUUACUUUCAAAGGAAAAUAUGUAAAUGGUAAAAAAGUUGGAAGAUGGGAUAUCUAUUUUAGAAGAAGGGAGUAUGAACCAUUUGAAAUGAUGUAAAUAUUGAAAGUAAUUUUUAUAGUGGUGGCGGAUCAUAUUACUUAGAUAAUUAUGAUCAAUAGCAAAAUUGGAAGGAUGGGAAAUGGAUUGAGUUGAGUGAUGGAUUUAAAAAGUAUUAAAAAAAGAAAUUAUAUUAUUAUAGGGACAGCUAAGUGACGCAUAAUGGUGAAUAUAAAAACGGAAACAAAGUUGGUAAAUGGGAUAUCUUUUAUAGACUUUAAGAUAAAAAGGAAUUUGAAUAAAUGUAACUGUUAAUUUUAAGUGAUAGUGGUGGUGGAUCAUAUAAAGAAGGAGAGGAAAAUUAAAAAGAUGGAAAAUGGAUUGAAUUGAGUGAUGGAUUUAAAGAGUAUCGAUUAGGAUUAACUUAAUGUAGUUAAAUUCAAAUUACUUAUAAUGGUCAAUAUAAAAAUGGGAAAAAAGUAGGUAGAUGGGAUGAAAAUACGAAUGGAUAAUUAACCAAUAUAUAGAUAUUUUAGUUAGAUUAACCGUUAACUAGUUUUUUAUUUGAUGAAUUCAACUAAAAAACUGGAUCAUGGAUUGAGUGGGAAGGGUUUUUAAUUUAUUAUUUAUUUUACUUUUUUUAUUAGUAACCUUUAUUCUACUGGUGAAUAUAAAAACGGGAAAAGAAUUGGUGAAUGGGAUAUUUUUUGGAGAUUAGAUUAAAAGAAAUCAUUUGAAAAAAUGUAAUUAAGAAUUUUUAUGAGUAGCGGGGGCGGAUUGUAUGAUAUUGAAGGAGAAAAAGAAUAAUAUGGAAAUUAAAAAGUUGGAAAAUGGAUUGAAUUGAGUGAUGAUUUUAAAUUGUAUUAGAAAAAAUUAUGUUAAUUAUAGGGAUAGUUAAGUAACAUACAAUGGUGAAUAUAAAAAUGGUAAAAAGGUUGGUAGUUGGGAGGUUUAUUGGAGGAUGGAUUUUAAGAAACCGUAAGUUCAGAUGUAUUAAUAUUUUUUAUUUUAGCGGUGGCGGAUCAUAUAAACUACCAGAAAACGAAAAACUAUUAAGUUAAAAAGAUGGGAAAUGGAUUGAAUUGAGUGAUGGAUAUAAAUUGUAUUGGAAAUAAAAUUAUUUUAAUUAUAGGGAUAGUUAAGUAACAUACAAUGGCGUAUAUGAAAAAGGUAAAAAGGUUGGAAGAUGGGAUAUUUUCUGGAGGGUCGAUUAGAAAAGACCACUUGAAAUAAUGUAUAUAUCAAAAGAUCAUUGUUUUAGUGGUGGUGGAACAUAUUAUGAAGAUCAUAGCAAUGUAAAGCAAAAUUGGAAGGAUGGAAAAUGGAUUGAGUUGAGUGAUGGAUUUAAAAAGUAUUAAAAAAAGAAAUUAUAUUAUUAUAGGGACAGCUAAGUGACGCAUAAUGGUGAAUAUAAAAACGGAAACAAAGUUGGUAGAUGGGAUAUCAUUUAUAGACAUUCAGAUAAAAAGGAAUUUGAAUAAAUGUAACUGUUAAUUUUAAGUGAUAGUGGUGGUGGAUCAUAUAAAGAAGGAGAGGAAAAUUAAAAAGAUGGAAAAUGGAUUGAAUUGAGUGAUGGAUUUAAAGAGUAUUGAAAUUUCAACCUACUUUUAUUUAUUAUAGUUCGAGUUAAGUUAUAUACAAAGGUGAAUAUAAAAAUGGUAUUAAGGUUGGUAGGUGGGAUGUGUUGUUUAGACAAUUAAAAACGUUUGAAUAAAUGUAAGUAAUUUUAUUUAAUUUAUUUAGCGGAGGUGGAUCAUACAAUGAUCGAAUAGAAUAAUAUGGAAAGGUUAAUUAAAAAAAUGGAAGAUGGGUUGAGUUGAGUGAUACCUUUUAAUAGUAUAAAACAGAAUUAUAUAAUUUCUAUAAUAGUUCAAAUUAGGUUACUUAUAAUGGGGAGUAUAAAAAUGGUAAAAAGGUUGGUAGAUGGGAUAUUUUUUAUAAAUAUUAUUAUGAAGGUUGGAAAAUUGAAAAAAUGUAAUUUUUUUAUUCCUAAUUAAUUAUAAAGUGGAGGCGGAUCAUAUGACGUUAUUGGAGAAGUUAUGGAGGGAUAGGUACAUCAAAAAAAUGGAAAAUGGAUUGAGUUAAGUGAUCAUUUUGAUAGGUAUAGGAAUUUUAAAUAAAUAUUUACUGUUAUAGUUCAAAUUAAGUUACUUAUGUUGGAGAAUAUAAAAAUGAUUAGAAAGUGGGUAGAUGGGAUAUCAUUUAUAAAUAUUAUUAUGAAGGUUGGAAAAUUGAAAAGAUGUAAUUUUUUUAUUUCUAUUUCUAAAGUGGAGGUGGAUUAUAUGAUGAGAAUGGAGAAAAUUAGGAUGCAUAGGGAAAUCAAAAAAAUGGAAAAUGGAUUGAGUUGAGUGAUAGUUUCAAUAAGUAUUAGAUAUUUAAAUAUUUAUUUUAAAAAAAAAUAGUUAUUGUUAAGUGACUUAUAAAGGUGAUUAUACAGAUGGUAAAAAAGUUGGUAGAUGGGAUUAGAUGAAAAGAGAUGAGAAAAAUAUUAAUGAAGGAUUUAUAAAGAUGUAACAAUGUUCAAAUUAAUAAAUAUAAAAUAGUGGAGAAUAAAAUUAUGACAAUGAUUUGAAUUAAAUAAAACAAUCUCAAUUAAAAAAGAAUGAGUGA
Molecule: messenger RNA, 3409 nt
Organism: Paramecium sonneborni
Lineage: Eukaryota; Ciliophora; Oligohymenophorea; Peniculida; Parameciidae
Source: the annotation of a GenBank genome assembly